AUGAUCAGUCAAUUCUCUGUGGCGUCAAUAGCCACGACAGCUGCUCUCCUCGUCGUUGCUGCCCUUCUGCUCCAGAUCAUCCAGAGGCUUUUCUUUCACCCUCUUCGCUCAGCCCCCGGACCAUGGGCAAACAGAGUUUCUGAUAUUCCUGCCACCAUUGCUUUGGUCACGGGAAACCAGCACACAUACUACAGGUCAUUGCACGAAAAAUAUGGCCCAAUCGUGCGAGUCUCCCCCGGAGAACUCAGCUUCGUCAGUGUUGAAGCACGGGAAGAAAUUUACGGUCUACGAAAAGGUGGUCUGAACAUGGAAAAGAGUGCUAUCUUCCUCGGAGCCGUGGGCAGUGUCGAGGGUCAGACUGGAGUGAGUCUGGCUCUCAAUGCAGAACACACUCGCCAGCGUAGGGCAUUGGGUUACCUAUUCACGAACACGGCGUUACUCCAGCAUGAAAGCUUACUUCGACUCCAUGUUAAUAAGCUGGUUGCCGUACUCAAGAAAAAGGCAGCUGCAAACCAGCCCGUGGACGUCUCAAGUUGGUUCACCUACAUCUCCUUUGAUGUAAUGGGCGACCUCUGCUUCGCCGAACCCUUCGGCUGCCUCGACCAGGCCUCAGCAACAGAAUGGUCCACUUCGGUCAUCAACGUCUUCAUAGCCGCCACCUGGACCCAAGGAAUCCGCCGCCUCUGCGGCGUAGGCACCCUUCUCGAGUCCCUCGCAACCAAACUACUCGUCCCCGCCAAAGCCGCACAAUGGCGAAACACCCACCUCAACAACUCACGGGAGAAGACAGCAAAACGUCUCGCAGACGGAGACCGUGAACACACAGAUUUCAUCUACCAGAUCCUCAAACACAAUGAAGCCAAGAACUCCCUUUCAGACACAGAAAUCAAACUCAACAUGGCCCUCUUCAUCAGUGCUGGCACGGACACAACAGCCACCACUCUAACGGGGUGGACAUACUACAUCUGCACUCACCCCACCGUUUACGCACGUGUCGUAUCUGAGAUCCGCUCCGCCAUCCCAGACGCAGAAGACAUCAAGUGGGAAAACGUCCGAAACCUCCGCUAUCUUGAAGCAACCAUCCACGAAGCGCUCCGCCUCUUUCCGCCCUCGGGUGCGAGCCAGCAGCGCAUCGUCCCCCGUGGCGGCGCGACGAUCGAUGGCUUCUACGUCCCAGCCGGCACGACCGUUGCUGUCUCCCCAUGGGCAUCAACGCGUUCAAAACUAAAUUUCCAUGACCCUGACGAUUUUAGGCCCGAGCGGUGGCUCAGCGAGGGAGAGGAAUACGCGAAUGACCGACUCGGUGCAUCGUUACCAUUCGGCACUGGACCGAGAGUGUGCAUUGGGCGGAACCUGGCGUAUAUGGAGAUGCGGCUUGUAGCGGCACAUUUGCUGUGGAGUUUUGACAUGGCGAUUGAUCGGGGGAGGUAUGAGGGAGAGAAUAGUGCCUGGGGGUUUGAGAGGAGGAUGAAAACGCAGAAAGUGUUUCACUCUAUGACGAAGCCGGAGUUGUGGGUGGGGUUGAAGGAGGUUGACCGGUGAGGUGGGUAGUUUGGGAUAGAGUUGAGAAAAAUUGAGAAUCGUGGAGACUGUCCCGAA
Molecule: messenger RNA, 1599 nt
Organism: Pseudogymnoascus verrucosus
Lineage: Eukaryota; Fungi; Ascomycota; Leotiomycetes; Thelebolales; Thelebolaceae
Exons: 4
Coding region: 1-1542 (513 amino acids)
Molecular function (GO): iron ion binding; oxidoreductase activity, acting on paired donors, with incorporation or reduction of molecular oxygen; monooxygenase activity
Source: RefSeq, a predicted model, not a curated record